AUGCUGGGACGUUCACGGCGGGCUGUGUCCUCCCUGCGCCCACCCACUGCCUCUUCCCGCUGCUGGGGGCAGCCAUUGCAUGCGUGGCGAUUUCUGCUGGAGCUCCUCCUUCCUUGGGGCCACGGGCGUUCUGUGGCCACAGAGCGGGUGGCUGGGGGCGGGGCCGGGAGCCAGGACUCCUGGGUUCUCUCCCCGGUGCUGGGAGAGGAGUGGGGGCUGGUGGGUUGGAGCGGGGGGGGGCCGGGAGCCAGGACUCCUGGGUUCUCUCCCCGGCUCUGGGAGGGGAGGGGGGCGAAUGUCUCUAACAGGGGCUCUGUCUCCCCAGGCUGUGGCUUCCGGCCGGGAUACAACAGCCCCAGCCCCUCCCCCGCACCCCGCAUCAUUGGGGGGCAGAAAAGCCGCCCUGGGGAAUGGCCCUGGGUUGUGAGUCUCCAGACCCAAGGGCACCACUUCUGUGGGGGGAGCGUCAUACACUCCUGGUGGGUGCUGAGCGCAGCCCACUGCUUCCACGACACCCGGCCCCAGGACGUGACGGUGGCGGCCGGCAGCGUGACCCUGGGCAUCGGCGGCGUUACCCGGCGGGUUCGGCGGAUCCUGUCCCACCCCAGCUACAGCCGCAGCACCCACGACUCGGACCUGGCCCUGCUGCUGCUGAGCCGCCCCCUGCCCCCCGGCCGGGGCCUCGGCCUCAUCUGCCUCCCCGGGGAGCAGGACGACGAGGACGAGGGGCAGUGGGGCAGCUGCUACGUGGCCGGGUGGGGCACCACGGAGUACG
Molecule: messenger RNA, 775 nt
Organism: Chelonoidis abingdonii (Abingdon island giant tortoise)
Lineage: Eukaryota; Metazoa; Chordata; Testudines; Testudinidae
Source: RefSeq, a predicted model, not a curated record